AUGGCCUUCGCGAGUGUGGUCAGAGAAAGCCUUCAGAAUCUCUCCACAGGCUUGUUUCCAGAUCCAAGUCCCCACUCCCCUGAGGAGCAGAUGCCUGUGGAGCAGGAUCCUCCCGCAGUGUCCUCUCUGACACAGCACAGCCUGGACGCGCCGUCCCUGCAGCUCUGUCCCUGCAGAUUGGCGCAUCCUGAGGGAGGUGGUGGGGAGCAUCAGGCCCUGGCCUCAGGGGCCCCUGGCUCUGUCCUGAGCAAGAAGGCUGAGAGUCAGGGUGGGGACAUCCUCAAGGGUCACAGUGUCAGACCGACAGAUGCAGAUCCAGUGAGGAUUGCUCUAGGUGCAAACCCUGCACCUAGAGAGCCCAGCGCCCACACCAGACGGCCACCAGGAAACACAGUGCCCAUCCCCGACCUCCAAACCUCACUCUCCAAAGGAGGCUACUCUUCCUGUUUGGUUAGAAGUAUAUUAAAGGUUGAUGCCAUGGAAAGAAAAAAUACAAGUUUUCCCAGCACUUUUGUCCUGCUGGGCUUCUCGGAGUUUCCGUGGCUGGAGGUGCCCCUCUCUGCAGUGGUCCUGGUCUCCUACAUCCUCACCCUGAUGGGGAACAGCUCCAUCCUCCUCCUCUCCCUGCUGGACCCCAGACUCCACACGCCCAUGUACUUCUUCCUCGACAACCUCUCUCUGCUGGACCUCAGUCUCACAUGCACCAUUGUGCCCCAGCUGCUGGCCAACCUGUGGGGAACACAAAAGACAAUUGCUGCCUGGGGCUGCAUCACACAGGUCUAUAUGUUCACCUGGACAGCUUGCACAGAGUGCAUUCUACUGGCCGUGAUGGCCAUUGAUCGCUACGUGGCCAUCUGCCGGCCCCUCAGGUACACUCUCAUCAUGCGUCCCUGGGUGUGUGUGCAGAUGGCAGCUGCCUCCUGGUCCAGUGGCCUGGUGAAUGCUCUGCUCCAAGUCACACUCACCCUCCAGCUCCCCCUCUGUGGGCACCACAUCCUGGACCACUUCUUCUGCGAGGUGCCUGUGCUCAUCAAGCUGGCCUGCGGGGACACCACUGCCAAUGACCUGGCCCUCACCUUGAUGACCAUCCCAUUUGCAGUGGUGCCUGUACUGCUGGUGCUCGUCUCCUACACCUUAAUCACUAGGGCUGUCCUGAAGCUACCUUCUGCAGAAGGCAGGCACAAUGCGCUCAGCACCUGCAGUUCCCACUUGCUGGUGGUCACCCUGUACUUUGGGCCAGGUACCUACUUGUACUUCCAGCCUUCAGUCAAGAGUUCCCAGGCCAAGUUCAUAUCCUUUUUCUACUGUGCUAUCACCCCACUGCUCAACCCACUCAUCUACACUCUGAGAAACAAGGACGUGAAGACAGCGUGGAAGAGGAUGCUGCAAUCCCAGGGCUGGCUGAAGUCUUUAAAGGCCAGAAGACCUCCGCCUGUCUUCUGA
Molecule: messenger RNA, 1443 nt
Organism: Chinchilla lanigera (long-tailed chinchilla)
Lineage: Eukaryota; Metazoa; Chordata; Mammalia; Rodentia; Chinchillidae
Product: olfactory receptor 15-like
Exons: 4
Coding region: 1-1443 (480 amino acids)
Biological process (GO): G protein-coupled receptor signaling pathway
Cellular component (GO): membrane
Molecular function (GO): olfactory receptor activity; G protein-coupled receptor activity
Source: RefSeq, a predicted model, not a curated record